AUAAAGAUGUACAACUCGUCUACCCUGUCAUCCCUGGAGCUACCAGCAGAGGGCCGCGGCGACUCUGAGAUCCUCGGCCUGAAGCACGUGGGCAUGGGCGAUGGGUACCACCACGGCGGUCAUCAUACAGUGGUCAGAGAGCCUGGCCACAGCACCUCCGCUACCCUGGGCAACCUGGGGGGGCGACUCAGCAUCCCCAACACGGGUGUGAGUCUGUUGGUUCCACCAGGUACUAUUCCACAGGGGAAGUUCUAUGAAAUGUACCUCAUUAUCAACAAAUGGGAGAAAACUACGUUGCCAUCGGAGGGCAGUCAGACAGUGCUGAGCCCGGUGGUGAGCUGUGGUCCAUCAGGCAUGCUGCUGAGUCGACCUGUGGUCCUCACUCUGCCACACUGUGCCCAGCUAGAUACCCCAACACCAGACUGGACCCUCACCCUCAAAACACAGACACACCAAGGGGCAUGGGAGGAGGUGCUGACGGUGGGGGAGGAGAGUCUAUCGUCCCCCUGCUACCUCCAACUAGAGGAGUCUAACUGCCACGUGGUGAUGGAGCAGUUGGGGACCUACGGUCUAGUGGGCCAGUCCUGCCCUCCCCAGCCCGCCUGUAAGAGGCUACAGCUGGCCCUGUUCGCCCCCAGAGCCCCUUGUCUCUCUCUGGACUACAUACUGAGGAUUUACUGCACACAGGACACGCCACACGCCCUGAAGGAGGUGUUGGAAUUGGAGAGGAGUCUAGGAGGGGUGUUGCUGGAGGACCCUAAACCCCUGCUGUUUAAAGACAGCUACCACAACCUGCGUCUGUCCAUCCAUGACAUCCCUCACUCACACUGGAGGAGCAAACUACUGGCCAAGUACCAGGAGAUUCCAUUCUACCACAUCUGGAGUGGUGGUCAGAGACCCCUCCACUGUACCUUCAGCCUAGAGAGAGGCAGCCUGGCCGUGUCUCAGCUCACCUGUAAGAUCUGUGUCAGACAGGUGGAAGGAGAGGGACAGAUCUUCCAGCUGCACACUGACAUACAGGAGAGCCUCCCGCCCUGCUCCCCCCUCCCCUCCGCGGGUACCUGCCUGCCCUCCUCCCAGGUGGGACCCUAUGCCUUCCGUCUGCCCACCUCCAUACGACAGAAGAUCUGUGCCAGUCUGGACGCCCCCAGCGCCCGCGGCUGUGACUGGAGACUGCUGGCUCACAGCCUGGACUUCGACAG
Salvelinus namaycush (lake trout) is the source of this 1202-nucleotide messenger RNA. RefSeq names its product netrin receptor UNC5B-b-like. The record is from RefSeq and is a predicted model, not a curated record. Gene Ontology annotation, molecular function: netrin receptor activity. Gene Ontology annotation, biological process: netrin-activated signaling pathway; anterior/posterior axon guidance. Lineage: Eukaryota; Metazoa; Chordata; Actinopteri; Salmoniformes; Salmonidae. The transcript has 8 exons. Gene Ontology annotation, cellular component: membrane. The annotation marks the transcript as partial.